AUGGCAUCUAUAUCAUCUUCUGGCACUGAUUUAAUCAGCAUUACAGUUCAAAUAUCUUCGAAGGGAAGUGAUGCGACAGUAGAUUUAAACAAUAUUCCGUCAUCGAUGACAAUUGGUGAGUUAAAAACAAAAUUGAAUGUACGACCAAACUCACGCUUUGGACGUUUAAAUCAGUUUGAAAAUUGGGAUAAUCAACGUCCACUGUCUGACUAUUUUGUCAAGAAUGGUGAAUCAUUCGAUUGUGUCAUACAAUCUGUCAUAGAAGAUGAACAGCGGUCUUCCGAUGAUUAUGAUGAAUGGUUAUUAGCUAACCAACGAUCAGUAUUAAAUAAAAUAAAUGAUGGUUCAAUUGAAGAUGAUAAAUUAAACAAAAUGGAAAAAAUUGUUGAUCAUAUGUUAGCAGUGAUUGAUUUUUAUAAUAAUCAGCAAACAUUAUCAUCAUCGUCACCAUCGCCACCAAUUAUUCGACAACACGAACAAGAAAAAGAACAAGAACAAAUAAAUAAUACAUUAUCCAAUGAUGAUCAUCGAGAAACUAAUGAAACGUUAAAUAAUACAGUUAUUGAUGGUUUCGAAGUUUAUGAUCAAGAUAAUAAUCGACCAGUUUCAUCGAAAGUUCAACGUCAUCAAAUUCCUAUUUUAUUUAUAAUUAAGAAUUUUUUACGAACCUAA
Molecule: messenger RNA, 672 nt
Organism: Rotaria sp. Silwood1
Lineage: Eukaryota; Metazoa; Rotifera; Eurotatoria; Philodinida; Philodinidae
Source: the annotation of a GenBank genome assembly